This is a messenger RNA of Momordica charantia (bitter melon), 5130 nucleotides long. RefSeq names its product ephrin type-B receptor. The record is from RefSeq and is a predicted model, not a curated record. NCBI's taxonomy places the organism in Eukaryota, Viridiplantae, Streptophyta, Magnoliopsida, Cucurbitales, Cucurbitaceae.
CUCUUUUUUCCCCAACCUUCCUCUCUUCUAAAAAACCUCAAUCUUACCUUCUCUGUCUGUUUUGUUGCAGUUUGUGCAGAGCGAUUUUUAGGGUUUUCAGAGGAGGGGUUUUUUUCUUCUUCUUCUUCUUCAAUUUCUACCAACUAAGCGCAUGCAGCAGUUGAAUUUCAUGAAAUUGUCUUAAUGGUGGAUUUGGUUUUGUUCGCAAUCGCAUUUGCUAAUUCAGCUACCAAUCCUUAUACCCUCUGACCUAAUGACUUUUGCCAGCAGUGAAUGGCUCGAUUCCACUCUCGCACUGUUCGUUUCUCCAUUUUUGUUGCGUUUGUAGUUCUUGUGGGAGAGCCUCACUCUGUCCUAUCAUCCACGGCCGAUGAAUUUUCCAUAUUCGAUUACGAUGCGCUUCUUUUCCACCAGGAUUACUCCCCGCCGGCCCCACCGCCACCGCCGCCUCACCCGCCUUCGGUCUCGUGCACCGGUGAUUUAGAUGGCGUUGGCUCGCUGGAUACUACAUGUCAGAUUGUCAACAAUUUGAACCUCACUCACGACGUGUAUAUAGCUGGGAAGGGGAAUUUUCAGAUUCUGCCUGGGGUGAAAUUUAAUUGUCCUAAACCGGGGUGUUCGAUUACCAUUAACAUUACUGGCAAUUUUACGUUGAGCAACGAUUCGUCUAUAUUUACCGGGAGUUUUGAGUUGGCCGCCUCUAAUGCUAGCUUUCUCAACGGGUCUGUGGUGAAUACGACUGCUUUAGCUGGGAAUCCGCCGUCGCAGACUAGUGGGACCCCACAAGGUAUUGAUGGGGCAGGUGGGGGACAUGGAGGGAGGGGAGCAUGCUGUUUGACGGAUACAACUAAGCUUCCCGAGGACGUUUGGGGAGGUGACGCGUACUCAUGGGCGUCUCUGCAGAAACCUUGCAGUUUUGGGAGCCGGGGUGGUUCAACGAGCAAGGAGGUAGACUAUGGUGGAAAGGGUGGCGGGAAGGUGAAGUUGGACGUCGAGGACCUUCUUGUAAUUGAUGGGGUCGUUCUGGCCGAUGGGGGUGAUGGAGGGACAAAAGGAGGAGGUGGGUCAGGUGGCAGCAUCUAUAUCCUUGCUCACAAAAUGAUUGGUGAUGGAAGGAUAAGUGCAUGUGGAGGCAAUGGAUAUGGUGGAGGUGGUGGUGGAAGAAUCUCUGUUGAUGUUUUCAGCAGGCAUGAUGACCCAAAAAUUUUUGUUCAUGGGGGCCAUAGUUUGGCUUGUCCGGAGAAUUCUGGUGGUGCUGGAACUCUAUAUGAUGCUGUUCCUCGAAGCCUUACAAUUUCCAAUAAUAAUUUGACAACAGAUACAGACACACUUCUUUUGGAGUUUCCCAAUCAACCACUUAUGACAAAUGUUUAUGUUCGAAAUAAUGCUAGGGCUUCUGUUCCUUUGCUCUGGAGUCGUGUCCAGGUUCAAGGUCAGAUUAGUCUUUUAUCUGGUGGGGUUUUAAGUUUUGGGUUGGCGCACUAUGCCUCAUCAGAGUUUGAGUUAUUGGCAGAAGAACUUUUAAUGAGCGACUCAGUAAUCAAGGUAUAUGGGGCACUACGCAUGUCAGUGAAAAUGUUUUUGAUGUGGAAUUCUAAAAUGCUCAUAGAUGGAGGUGGAGAUUCAGGCGUUGUAACAUCCUUGCUUGAGGCUAGUAACUUGAUUGUUCUUCGGGAAUCAUCUGUUAUACAUUCUAAUGCUAACCUGGGAGUCCAUGGACAAGGUUUAUUGAACUUGUCAGGUCCUGGAGAUUGGAUUGAAGCACAGCGUCUAGUUCUGUCUCUAUUUUACAGUAUUCAUGUUGGUCCUGGAUCUAUUUUGCGAGGCCCAGUAGAUGAUGCAGCAAAAGAUGCAGUGACUCCUAAGCUCUAUUGUGAAGACCAAGAAUGCCCUAUUGAACUAUUCCAUCCGCCUGAAGAUUGCAAUGUGAAUUCUUCACUAUCUUUCACUCUCCAGAUUUGCAGAGUUGAAGAUAUCACUGUAGAGGGUCUUAUCAAAGGUUCGGUGGUUCAUUUUCACAGGGCAAGAACUAUAUCUAUCCAGUCUUAUGGGAUGAUCAGUGCAUCUGGGAUGGGCUGCACAGGUGGCAAGGGAAGUGGGAGUGCCAUUGGCAGUGGAAUAUACAGUGGUGGUGGGUAUGGUGGUAGAGGUGGGGAAGGAUGCUUUAAUAGUAACUGUGUUGCAGGUGGCAUCUCUUAUGGGGAAGCGGAUCUUCCCUGUGAGCUUGGCAGUGGAAGUGGAAAUGAUAGUUUAGCUAGUUUCUCAUCAGGUGGAGGCAUUAUAGUGAUGGGUUCAAUAGCGCAUCCAUUGUCAAGUUUGUCCGUUGAAGGCUCAUUGACAUCUGAUGGAGAAAAUUUCAAUGGAACUGCGAAAGAGAAAAAGUUGACUAAUAUUCAAGGCUCUAGUGCAGGCCCUGGGGGAGGGUCUGGUGGAACUAUCCUCCUGUUUCUCCAUACGCUGGCUCUUGGUGAGUCUGCUAUUCUUUCAAGUGCUGGUGGAUAUAGUAGAGCAGAUGGAAGUGGUGGAGGUGGUGGAGGAAGGAUUCACUUUCAUUGGGCAGACAUACCUACUGGAGAUGUGUACCAGCCCAUUGCUAGUGUGAAAGGAGAUAUUUAUACCUGGGGAGGUGCAGGUGGUGAACAGGGUGGUGGAGGAGAAAAUGGUACUGUGACUGGUAAAGCAUGCCCUAAAGGUCUUUAUGGAACGUUUUGUGAGGAAUGUCCAGCUGGUACUUACAAGAAUGUCAGUGGAUCUGAUAGAAAUCUUUGUCAACGUUGUCCUCCUUAUGAGCUACCACAUCGUGCCAUCUACAUACCUGUUCGAGGUGGGAUUGCUGAAACUCCUUGCCCUUACAAAUGCGUUUCAGAUAGAUACCACAUGCCAAACUGUUAUACUGCUCUUGAAGAGUUAAUUUAUACAUUUGGUGGUCCCUGGCUAUUUUGUGGUCUUCUACUUGGUCUCCUUGUUCUGCUAGCAUUGGUGCUUAGUGUUGCACGGAUGAAAUUUGUCGGGGUGGAUGAGUUACCUGGCCCUGUACCCACUCAACAUGGAUCUCAAAUAGAUCAUUCCUUUCCUUUCCUGGAGUCAUUGAAUGAGGUCUUGGAAACAAAUAGAGCCGAGGAGUCGCAGAGUCAUGUGUAUAGAAUGUACUUUAUGGGUCCAAACACCUUCAGUGAACCCUGGCAUCUUUCACACUCUCCUCCAGAACAACUGAAAGAGAUUGUAUAUGAAAGUGCAUUUAAUACAUUUGUGGAUGAGAUCAAUGGUAUAGCUGCGUAUCAAUGGUGGGAGGGUGCAGUGUACAGUAUUCUUAGUGCUCUUGCAUAUCCUCUUGCAUGGUCAUGGCAGCAAUGGCGUCGAAGGCUAAAAUUGCAACGUCUGCGUGAGUUUGUUAGAUCAGAAUAUGAUCAUGCUUGCUUGCGGUCUUGCCGCUCUCGUGCUCUUUAUGAAGGCAUUAAGGUCGCAGCAACAUCCGAUCUAAUGCUUGCAUUUGUGGACUUCUUCCUGGGUGGAGAUGAAAAAAGAACUGACCUUCCUCCUCGUUUGAAUCAAAGAUUUCCACUGUCUUUACUCUUUGGGGGUGAUGGAAGUUACAUGGCUUCUUUUUCACUCCAUAACGAUAAUAUUCUUACCAGUCUCAUGAGUCAGGCUCUACCACCUACGACAUGGUAUCGGAUGGUUGCUGGUCUGAAUGCACAGCUGCGUUUGGUUCGUCGUGGUCAGCUUAGAUCAACAUUUCAACCUGUUGUCAGAUGGCUGGAAAAUUUUGCGAAUCCUGCUCUUGGGAAUCAUGGCAUACGUGUGGAUCUUGCCUGGUUUCAGGCUACAGCUUGUGGUUAUUGCCAGUAUGGUCUCCAAAUAUAUGCUGUUGAAAGAAGCAGACAUGAACAAAACGAUCCUAAUUCAUGCGUGAAAAACACUCCUAGAGAAAAUCAGUCUGUCCAUUUGAGGGAAGAAGCACAUUUAAGCCAAGGCCGGAAUUCUAGCGAAGGCCAUUCAAGGCGAAAGAAAACAUGUGGGGGCAUUUUAGAUGUCAGUAAUCUACAAAUGCUCGAGGAGAAAAGAGACAUAUCUUGUCCUCUAUCUUAUGUACUUCACAACACUAAACCUGUUGGUCACCAGGAUCUUGUUGGUCUAGUCAUAUCAAUGCUACUUCUAGGGGAUUUCAGCUUGGUUUUGCUUACUCUGCUCCAGAUGUUCUCAUUUUCAUUGGCAGACGUUUUUCUUGUUUUGUUUAUUUUGCCUCUCGGCAUUCUUCUACCAUUCCCUGCUGGAAUAAAUGCCUUAUUUAGCCAAGGACCUCGACGUUCUGCAGGCCUCGCACGUGUCUAUGCUUUGUGGAACAUCACAUCCUUGUUCAAUGUUUUGGUAUCAUUCCUCUGUGGAUAUGUUCACUCAAAAUCGUCGAGUUCAAAGCAUCCGAGCUUUCAGCCAUGGACUAUUAGCAUGGAUGAAAGUGAAUGGUGGAUCUUCCCGGCAGGAUUGGUUGUUUGUAAAUUUCUCCAAUCCCGACUCAUUAAUUGGCACGUCGCAAAUCUGGAGAUCCAAGAUCGAUCCUUGUACAGUAACGAGUUCGAUAUGUUCUGGCAGUCCUGAUGAUUAUUAUUUGCUCAUCUUGACAGACUAUAUUUUCUCUUACCUUGUUUUUUGUCUGGGGAAGGGAAAGUUGUUCGUUUACCACAUGGUUUUGGUCAUAGGCACUACCAUUUCUCCACAUACGGCUUCAUCAUUCACACUCAUCACUACUAGAGCAGAAAUAGUUAACAGUCUUCUAAGUUUAAACAAAAAAAUCCAAAGAAAUAGCUUUAAAAAAGUAAAAAGGAGGAAAAGAAAAAAGAAAAAAGAAAGAGGCAUUAACAAUUGUAAUCAAAUCCAUCUUUUUUUUUAUUUUCCCAUAAAGACAGCAUCUUUCUUUUUUUUGGGUCGUCUCCAUUGCUGUAUAUAACUUGGGAUUUGUUAUUGUCUUUUUGAAUCCCAUUUGUGUACCUCUUUCACGACUCUGGGCUUCUAUCAUUUCUACUCAACCCAACCCACUAAAAUAUUUACCAUUAUUUUCCUGUAAUAAGCUCAGUGGCUAUGGCGGAAAAUUGUGCUCUGAAAUGAAGUGAGAGAUUCUUGUAAGGUUGAUUC